This is a messenger RNA of Bombyx mori (domestic silkworm), 7210 nucleotides long. RefSeq names its product FHIP family protein GF15501. The transcript is spliced from 16 exons. Lineage: Eukaryota; Metazoa; Arthropoda; Insecta; Lepidoptera; Bombycidae. The coding region runs from base 290 to 3055 and encodes 921 amino acids. The record is from RefSeq and is a predicted model, not a curated record.
CCUAUACUAUAGUGUGUGGUUGUGUGAAUUUGUCAUUCAUGCUUGGCUGGUUGUUUUACAUUCUUUGCGAUUCGAAGGUUUUUUUAUAGACACCCUAAAGCUUGAGAUAAACAAGCAGUGAAAACAUAUAAAGUGUUAGACAUUGAUUUUUUUUCACCGAUACAGUGAUGUGAAAGGCCUAAUCAAAGUGGCGAGUGGCAACUAUUGCGUAUCAUGUAACCCGUAGUUUAUAUUCUGUUACAUACUGCAUCUAGUUUACUGGAUUCACUAACUACAAAUGUGAUACAAAAUGAGUUGGCUAUUAAGCUCAUUGUCGUUGGGGAACAGGCUAUCCAAGGAUCUUGAUCCUCGGAUUGACUAUGAACCCCAUGCUUGCUUCAAAUCUUUCUGGAAGCAUUGGCAGCAAGCUUACGGCAUUAUCGUAAAGUCACAGCCCCAACACCUCCACGACGAUGUCCUCGGCGUUGUGAACCACUUGGAGCAGAUGACGACGCUUUUGGAACUAGAGGCGAGAGCGCGGGAGAUCAACGCUACAAUGGCUGAAGUAUCUUGCCUUGAGCAUUUGCUGGGCGAGAACCUUCUCGAUAAGCUCUACGAAUGGGCCAUUUGUACCGGAAAAUACGAAAAUGCACUACGUCUGGAGCAGCUCAAAAUGUUCGGGAGUCUGGUCAGCUAUUACAGCACGCAGGUAAUCGGAGCCGAACCCUUUCUCAGGCCAUUAUUGAAACUGCUCAGUGGUUUUAGAAAUGAAUUGCCGCCUCCUAAUUUAGAAAGUCAACUAGUGAAAGUGUUGAAUCAGAUCUGCGUCGCCUUAAUGCAGAAUAUGAGGUUCAUCGAUCUCUUCUUCCUGACGACUCACACACACGAGCGUUCUCAAUCUGAGUUUAUAUUAGUGCGUCUGCUGCUGUCCUCCGUCCACCGGGAGGGCAGGACGGGCUCGGCAGCGCGCGACGCGUUACUGCUCUGCGCGAAAAUGUCGGCCCGGUGUGACCAGCUCGCGGACUACAUGUUGGCUGGCAACACCUGCCCCGUCCUGGCCACCGGUCUGAGCGGGCUGUACUCGCUGCUGCCCCGGACUCUGGACGAGGGCGUCUACCGGCUGACUUCUGAUGACGUCAACCACGUGCACAAACUGACGCUCUUCAUCGACUCCCUCGAGUUCUGUAACGCUGUUGCACAGGUAGCCCACGCAUCGAUAAAGAAGCAUCUUCUGGACUUGCUGUACCAAGGAUUCCUGGUGCCAGUACUGGGUCCGGCUCUACUGCAGACGAAACCGGGGCACUUGCAGAGUGGCGCCAACGAGCAAGUGACUGCCAUGGUCUACCUGGAGCUCAUACUGCGGUGCGUCACCGAAGACGGUCUGCUGAGGGCGGUGCUGCAUUUCCUCUUCAUGUACGAAUAUGAUGAGGUCAAGAUCGUUGAUGUUCUCCUGAGACGACUGGAGGGGACCUCUCAGUUGUCGCUUCUCUCGCUCGCUCUUAUGGAAACCCUAAUCGAUUUGAACUCUGAGGACGUGGCUAUAGAACUCAUCUUCAAGCAUCUCCUCACCGGGAGCCACCUGUCACCGCCGCACCGUCACAAUAUAGCCGACCCGGAGUUAUACAGAGAGGCCGCGGUGGCUUUCUUAGAUCUGUCGCCGAAAUGCUGUUCGAGACCCGUAGAGAAGACGAGACAGUGGGUGAGGGAGCUCGACAUGAGCGGAAGGAGAGUGUUAGACUUCAGAAGAGAAGAGGAAAGGCCAGUGAACGGGGUUCACGAUGAGAUAGUCAUGAAGAAUCUAGUCAACGAGGUUAAUUUCAAUUAUGGGAAUCCCAACGAGACCCUAUACGGUAACUUCCACGCGUACUUAUGUCAUGCGCGAUUCACGAUCAUAUCGCGGGUGAUCGCGUGCAGCAACUGGAGCUCGCGAUACGAGGCCGUGACGUCACCGAAACGAGAAACGAACAACAACAAAGAAACAAGAGAGACAGACGCACAGGCCAACGCGAAAGAGCAGGACAGCCUUAUUUCCAUCUGCACCAGCGAUUACGAUACGUUGAAGACCAGCGAAACGUCUGAAAAGGAACAACACAGUCUGACCUCUCUGACGGCGUGUCUCUCAACUCUGAACGGCGACGAAACAAAACAUAUCGACAGCAGUGACGUGAAAGAUCGAGAUGAUUUAUCGAUGAACCAAGCUAGUGACGUGAAAGACGCCGACAACGUAUCGAUAGGUGAAAGCAGUGACUACGAAAGCUUUAAAUAUAAAAGCGAGGAAGACGGUGAUAAUUUCGCUGAAGAUUUGUUCAGGAAGAGUUUUCAGAAAGUACAAAAUAAUAGAUUGUAUGAAGUGCCUUUAGUUAGGAAUUGGAGGGCAAGUGUCGAGUCGAUUAUAGGACCGCUCCUAAGCAGCUUAUUAAAGAAGUCAGCAACUUUACUCGAAUCCGACCUGACGGCGAACUGUCUCGUAACAGGAGUUAUAUCGAAGUUAGCCUCGUUUCCAACUCCACUACUGACGGCGCUGCUGCUCUGUCCUGCCUUCGUUCUACCACCCAAUGUGCCCUCGUUGUUUCAAAUACUGCACACCCUCAAAGAGGAGAUAGACGAGCUGACAGACGGCAUCGAGAACACGGGCGAGCUUAUAGAUAAAGCCCGAGUCUUCCUCAUACAGAGAGAGUUGGCGCUGAUGAAAACGCGGGGGCCGACAGCCGAUGAUAGUCAGGCACAUCUACAAGACACGUCAGCGCACAAACAAGAAGAUUCACCGUUCCGCCGCGUCGAGUCGAAAAGGCGUAGCAUAUCUAACAGCAUCUACACGAUGUUCGGAAGAAGAUUAUCAUCUUCGUCGCCGUCACAAAACAGUUCCAGCCCACAGUCUAUCCCUAGUCCACAAAGGAGGCCAAUAUUCACGCAAGAAUCAUAUUGGAAUCAAUCGAUAACGCUUCGUUCGAUACUCAAUUCUGUCAUAUUAGAUGAAUGGCUGAAAGAAUUAGCCGCUAUAUGCGAAGAACAGGCUCUCAGAUUGUCCGUUGAAAAUUACGAGGAUGACACGUAUAUCAGAGCGGUGGCGUUAUGACUGAGGGCCAGGGCCGCGAACGGCUUCAAGAAAAACGAUCAAACGGUCCAUGGACGUUUAGUCGAUACUUCGCUUUGAUUGUAUUGAAGUUUUUGUUUAGUCGAUUUUUGUAUCGCGGUAGUGACAUUUUUUAGUUUAUAUUCGACGGAUUUAAUCAAUGACUAAUAGAACAACGAUUUAUUUUAAGCCUAAUUAAAUGUGUUUAUUUUCGUUUUGUAGCGAAUAUGUGGGUCGCUUGUGUAAGUACAUAAAGUGUCAAUCGAUUUUAACAUCGAUGUUUUAAAACUUUAGAUUAUUUGUCAGUGUUUAUAAUAAAUCGGAUUGUUGUGAUACUAACACAUUUGUUAAUAACAUUAUCAGAUUAGAUACAGUAGGAUAGAAGUUCAAUAUUACAAAAAAAAAGUAAUGUAUUGUUAAACAACCAACUAUUACCCAAAUGCGCGAUAUUUUGUGUAGUGAAUGAGCAAACGAAAUAUAACUUAGUUAAUUAAAAUUAUAAAUCGUGGUCAAUUGCUUAAAUUUCAAAAAAAGCCCCAUGAUAUAAAUCUUAAGACGAUCAGCGUCGUAACUAAUAAACAAAAAUAAAACAAUACAUAUCAACAACCCUUAUGAAAAAGUUUAAAAAAGUUAUUACAGCAACAAGAAAAUCGCAGGUAAUGAUGUAAUGGAAUAAAACAUUUAAUAUUUUUAAGUACUUUUGUACAUUAAACCGUAUUUUUUCUAUCGAAAGUGUUUCAUAUAUCUAUCAAUGUUCGUUUUCGAUUAUGGGUUACCUAUUUUUCCCAUCCGCAUUUAAGAAAAUUUAUUUAGGAAUGAAAUCAAAUUAUGAACAAUAGGAAAAACAACUUGUAAAAUUAUUUAAAGGAAUCAAUUGAGUCAUUACUACUACAUACUGCAGUAUGACAAAGCGCCGUGUGUAGCGAUGAGUGGGGCCGCACUAUCCCUACUCCAUACAAAUUUUCUGACAUUUACAUAAGACGUCACAGAUAGUGUAUAGACAAAUUUUAUAUUCUCUAUAGCUUAUAAGUUUCAAGAGUGUCCAAUUGUGUACAGCUCAUAGAAGCCGCAAUGGCUUUAUAAAACUAAUUAAUUAGUUUGCUACGUUAGAACAAUAAUUUAGAGAAAAGUUUCAAGAGUGUCCAAUUGUGUACAGCUCAUAGAAGCCGCAAUGGCUUUAUUUAUUUAUUUAUUUAUUAAGUUGCACCAACAAAGUGAUCAUCAAUACAAAACAUUGACAAAUUGACAAAAGUUCAUGGCAGAUGUCACCUCAAUUAUAGGUGCAAUCGACAGUGCAUUAACAUCAAAAAAAAAAAAAAAUAUACAGCUAAGAUUUGAAUAGAUUUCAUUCAUUGCUUAUGAUUAAUUUAAUUGGGAGAUGAUCCGCGACAGAUUUUUAUAAAACUAAUUAAUUAGUUUGCUACGUUAGAACAAUAAUUUAGAGAAACCAUUGUCGUGGGAUUGUCACGAUAAGCAUCGACACUCGGAUCUUACUACACAUCAUAGUACUGAAUUUUACUUAUUAAGCAUCACAUACUUAAUACUAAGUACCUAAUAAAUUUAGUUUUUAAUAUUCGUCGCAAUUCGUUUUUUUUAUGUAAUAUAUUUAAUAACGCCAGAAUGCCAUGUAAGUAACAUUGAAACUGUGAUUUAGUGAUGUUCAAAAAACAUUUUUUAAUACGUAUACAAUUUAUCGAUUAAUAUUUAUAUCUAUUUUAAUACGAAUUCGAAUAUCGAUUUGAAAUUAUUGUUGUAUAAUAUUUCAUGUUUCACUAUAGUAUAUGUUUAGUGGUAGAUAUUAUUUACGUCGGUUUUGAAUUUGGUUUGUGUUAUUUUUGUGACUGGAGUUUUAUGCGUAUCAUAAAAUUUACUAACAACGUAUUAGAAGAGAUUGACGCGAAAUGUUUAAAUGUAUUUAAAUUUACAAAUUUUAUUAUGAUAACUGGAAAUUUUAUUGUUAAGUUCUAAUAGUGUCUUGCACGACCUACAAUAAAUAUUUUCUUUCAAAGUUUAUUGUCGAAUUAGAAAAAAAAAACUUUUUUUUUUUAAAUUGUUUUUCACUUCGAAAAUAAAUUCCAGGGAUAUAAGAUUAAUAUUAUGAUUUGUAUUGUGUUUCGAUUGAUAUUUAUAGAAUUUAUUUUAUUUUAUUAUAGAACAUUGUUUAAGUAAUUAAUUUGUAUUGUGUUAUAUUAUGCAAUUUUAUAUUAUGUUUAUUUUUUGUAGUUUUAGUGAGUGACUUAUCGGUGUUUGUUAUUUUCGUAAAACGAUUAGUUGAUUUGCUUUUUUUUGCUUUUAUUUUAACGAAGACUUGUAUCGAUUGUGAAUUAAUUAUAUUUUCAAUUAAAUGAUCAGUUACUUAAAAUAACGUGUUAAGGUAUUUACUUUUUAUUUACAUAUUUAUAAAAAUGCUUUUUGUGUUUUCAUUUACUUUUAUGAAAUAAAUUGUGUUAUGUUUUGUGGAUGAAAGCGAAAUGCUAGGAUUCUCAAUUAAAAUAAAUUACCGUAUAGAAAUAGUAUGAAGAUUACGUUUAUAAACUGUUACAAGCUGUAUGUGAGUGCUCUGUUCCCAUUGAUUCAUCAGAAAUAAUAAUAUUUUAAAGUAGAUAACAUCUCAUAAAGCGACCGUAAUUUAUUUAAGCUGAAAAUGACGAAUAAGUUCAUAAAUAUUUACUUUUAUUUUUAAUUUCCAGUACUUAAAAUAACGAUGAUUAAACGGGACUGGGAAAUUAGAAAUUCAUGACCUUCUGAUCCUCAGACUUCUUAUGUCUUUGUCGAACUUGCCUCCUUGCCGCAUUUUAAAAUCUUAUAAACGCAAUUAUUUAUUAGUUAUUAUUUCAUCCUGAAAUCGUUAGAAUGGAAAGGUGCUUUGCAUAAUGUUAGUAUUUUAAUGAAUAUGUUUAUUAAAAUAAUUUUCUCAAGAUUACAGUUACGUGAUGUUUCUAAGUACUUUACAAGUGCAAUACGUAUCUUAUAAGAUGGUUUGUCAAUAAAUUUACGAUUGAAAUUAAUGUACAGAACCGUGCAAAAGGAAUAGAAACCUUAGAAUAGUCCUAGUAAACCUUAAAUUAGAUCUUCCUAUUUCUGUUAUCGAUCAUUUAAAUACCAAAUGAAAUUCACUAUUCGAGGAAUAGGUAGCUAAAUGUUUCGACCUAAUGAAUAAAAGAAGAAUAAUGUAAUUGUUAGAGAAUACACUCGUAUGAGCUUAGUACGUGUAUGUACCUAUUUGUGGGUGCUCGGCGAGUGUCUUAUAAAAAUAGUGUCGAUCAAAAAGAUCGAUAUUAACUAUUUUAGUAAGUCUAUAUUAAGACAUCACUAGUUAAAUCAAUUUGACAUGUAACUAUUGUGCAUUAAUGUUAGGUUCCUUGUAGAUUUAAAAGUAGUUUUUUGAAAGUAAAAAUGUAGCCGUGAACAAACAAUCCUGGUCAAUGUAAGAAAUAUCCAAGCGUUCAAGAGCCUGUUCAAAUAUUAAAAUUUAGUUCUAUGGGUUUGUCUGUGGACUUUCAUUGAUACAUAUAUGAAUCGUUGAGUUAUGGAAAUUUUAUUUGAUUCAUUAAGUUCGCAUAAGUUUAUGAACACAGCAAUUUUAUAUAGCAGAUGAUUUAUAUAAAAAUGUAUAUUAUAUAUAAUUGAUGUUUACCCGACAUAACAACAAAAUUUUUAAAUAAAUUUAGUGCUAAGCUGGCGGAUUAUUCGCCUCCAAAACUUCACAUUCAGGGCGUUUUAAGGUGUAGAUAUCAUAUAGGCCAGCAUUGAUGCUGGUGGAUAUUUUAACAGAUUUUACUGCAAAUGGUGAAACUCUUAUUAUGAAGUGCUAUCACAUGUCCUAAUGAAAAUGGAUACGUCCUUUUCCGUCCUAAUAUAUAAUACGUAAGUAAAUAACUCCUGUAACUUAUUCGUCCUUUAAUGUAAUUGAAAAUUAUUAAGACAUCAUUAUACAUGUCGAUUGGCUAACUAAAAAUUGACUUCGAUAAUUUCUAUCAUGGUUAUGAAUUUUAAUGUAAUUAAAACAACGUGAAUUUUAGUUUUGUUAAAAUAAGUAAAAUUGGCAAAGGCACAAAAUUAUUCUAAAUAAAUGGGACUGUGAAGCACAAUUGUAAUUUGUAACGUUUUAUACCUGAAUUGGAAAUUUAGGAAAUAAAUUAUUGUCAACAGUGGUAA